UGGAAGCUGUUGGUGGUCGACGAGACCGCCAAGAAGAUCAUAGACAGUUCGGUCAGCGAAGAUGACAUCCUCAACCACAAUAUCGCCAAUAUCGAGCGCAUCGAGGAGCGCCGGGAACCGAACCCGGAAAUGGACGCCAUCUACAUCCUCUCGCCCCAGCCGCACAUCGUCGACUGUCUGCUCGCCGAUCUUGAGCGCCGCCGCUAUCGGAGAGGCUUUGUGAUAUGGACCGGCAACUUGCCCGAGCCAUUGCAACGCCGACUCGACGGUGCGCGGAGGCAGAUGGCCGGUACGACAUGCCGACCUCCUGAACUGUUGCUGGUCGAUUUCUACCCCCGCGAGUCGCACCUCAUUACCUUCAGGGACCCCUCGAGCUUCCUCGUUUUGUACAACCCUUCGUGCGACAACCUCAUUGCCCCGCAUUUGAAAACGCUAGCAUCCAAGAUCGUCUCCGUGUGCGUCACCUUGCAAGAGGUGCCCAAGAUCCGGUACUACAAACCGCCAGAACACGCGCAAUACGAAGCGAGGGUGUUGUGUAUGCACCUGGCCCGCUUCAUCCAGCAAGAGCUAGACCGCUAUCAACAAUGGGAUCGAAACUUCCCGCCUCCCUCCCAGCGGCCGCAGUCCAUCCUGGUCGUCACCGACAGAUCGAUGGACCUCAUGGCCCCGCUGCUGCACGAGUUCACCUACCAAGCCAUGGUGCACGACCUGCUCCCCAUCAGAGAGCAAGAAAACGGCAAGGUGACGUUCCACAUGACCAUCAACGAGGGCACUCCUGCGGCCGAGGAGAAGGAUAUGGAGCUCGUCGAGAAGGAUUCCGUCUGGGUGAACAACAGGCACCGCCACAUGAAGGACACGAUCGACAAGCUCAUGAGCGACUUCCACAAGUUCCUCGACCAGAACCCCAACUUCGCCGGCAAGGAUUCCAAAGCCACGAGUCUGAGCGACAUCAAAGACAUGCUGGCAGGCCUGCCGCAAUUCCAGGAGAUGAAGCAGGCCUACUCCCUCCACCUCACCAUGGCGCAGGAGGCCAUGAACAUCUUCCAGAAAUACAAGCUCGCCGACCUGGCCUCAGUCGAACAAACCCUGGCCACCGGCCUCGACGAGGACUACAAGAAACCCAAGAACAUCCUGGACCAGGUUGUCCGCCUCCUGGACGACCCAGACGUCGCCCCGGCGGAUAGGCUGCGCCUCAUCGCCAUCUACGUCCUCUACCGCGGCGGCAUGAUCGAGAAGGAUCUCAGCCGCCUCCUCUGGCACGCCUCGCUGCAACGGUCGCGCGACAGCCUAGACCAGAAGGUCGUCGAGAAUCUCGACCUCCUCGGCGCCCGGCCGCUGAAGGAGCUCAAAGAGGCCCGCCAGCCCUUGCCCCCGCUCUUCCCCCACAACACCAAGAACGCGGCGGUGCAAGACGAGGAGUACGCCCUCUCGCGCUUCGAGCCCGCCGUCAAGCACAUGCUCGACCACCUCUGCGCCGGCGACCUCGACCCGGCCCUCUUCCCCUACGUCGUCCCGCCCGCCGACGCCGGCGGCGGCGCCAACUCGCUCGCCCACCAGGCCUCGCUCCGCUCCGCCGCGCCCCGCUGGGCCUCUGCCACCCGCCGCCAGGCCGAGACCCGCCAGCGCAUCAUCGUCUUCGUCGCCGGCGGCGCCACCUACUCCGAGGCCCGCGCCUGCUACGAGGCCUCCGAGCGCCACAACCGCGACGUCUUCCUCGCCACCACCCACAUGCUCACCCCGGCCAAGUUCCUC
Molecule: messenger RNA, 1752 nt
Organism: Thermothielavioides terrestris NRRL 8126
Lineage: Eukaryota; Fungi; Ascomycota; Sordariomycetes; Sordariales; Chaetomiaceae
Exons: 4
Biological process (GO): vesicle-mediated transport; intracellular protein transport
Cellular component (GO): secretory granule; plasma membrane
Molecular function (GO): syntaxin binding
Source: RefSeq, a predicted model, not a curated record